CCAGCCACAAGGCAGACCAGAGUUCCCCCGUCUCUCCCCCGCCGUCAAGCCUUCGACGCAAACCCGGAUAUGUUCACUCCCCAGGCGGCGACGCGCCGGGGCUUCUCCCCCUAAGCAGGAGGCGGAGGAAGAGGCGGCGGCAUGGGAGUGUUUUUACCUCGAAGAGAUGCUUGAAGAAGCGCGCACGUCUCCGCAACAGACUGGCUGAGGAAGACUCCCGGAGGAAGGCGAGCGAGGAGGAGCGGGACUGCGGCGAUGCCGCUGCCCCAGGGUGCGCUGCUGCUCCUGGGCGUGCUGCUGAUGGUGGCCGGCGGCUUGGUGGCCCUGUGCGCGCCUCUGCCCAGCAUUGCGGCUCCCGUCCUGGGGUUCUUCCUGGGCAUCGGGGGCGUGGGCCUGCUGGUGAGCGGGCUGUGCAUGGCCAUGAAAAACCUGCAGGCGGCGGUGCCGGGACAUUUCCUGCUGCACCCGCGCACGGGGACGCGCUUCAGCCCGCAGCAGUCGCUGGCCAUACAAAGGAGGCUGGACCGAAUUCGUCGAGAGAUGUCAACGGACUCUGUCGGCGGCGCGCCGGACCCCGAACCGGCCCUCGAACCGGUCCUCCCGUCCACCCCUCCCCCUUGGACCAUGGAACCUCCCCCGUCCUACGACACGGUGAUGAAGAUCCAAGAGCACGGCGAGCAGCACUAACGUCGUCCCCUAUCGGACGUAUUGACUUUGAUGCCAUGUGCAUGUUGUGAACGGUCGCUAGCAAGCUAAGUUCACUUAUCAUUCCGGUGCCUUUAAAUGGGACCAAAGACUUUCUUAAAGGGAUGGCGUCAACAUGAUUGGCUCGCUUUAAUUUACGUAAGCAACUAUUGUGGCUACACAGCACCUGAGCGCCAACUCCAAUGCAAAGUGCCUUUCUCUGGAGCCUUUUCACACGGAGACCCCCCCAAAGUCAGAGCAUCAGAGUCGUUAAAAAAAAAAAAAAAAAAAAAUCCACAAAUUUUUCACAUCUGCCUUUCAGGCAAAUGCCAGCAAAAGUGGGAUUUUGCUGCAAUCAGAUCAUUACACUGGUCAACAACAAAUUUAUUAUGUAAGAUUUUUUUUAGCUGAUUUAGGACAAUAUUGAUAUGCUGAAUCCAAAUAUCACAUUUGUUUUGCGCAAUCAGGUCAAUGUUUUGGACGUAUGGCCACAUGAUUUUGUUUACAUUUACAGGUAUUUGAAUUGAAUUUUGAACAAAGAUGACAAUUUAGAUGACAAUUUACAGGUGCUUACUUUUAUCAAUGUCUACUGUUCAAUUUACAGGAAGCAAAGUUUGUAACAUUUGAUUAAUAAACCGUAAACUACUUGGCAUAAAAACCUGACCUGAACAAGAGAAACGGAUGCCAUUUUUGGAACCACCCAUGCAAAAUUGUUCAAAAUCAAUUAAAAAAAACAUUGACAACUUACAAAAAAAAAAAAAAAAACUUUAUUUGUAACCCAGUGUUAGAUGACGUCAGCAACAAGGAAGAUAGGAGGUGUUUAUUUCAGGUUUAUUUAUUAGAGGAGGGGCUACUGUUUGAAGAAUUACGGUACUUUCGUAAAAUCUGAAUAAGGGGAAAAAAGGCUGUGUUUAUUUGAGAUGAGCAGAGGAUCUUAUUUGAGGAAACACAGUGUUGUUCUGUAAGAGCUGAAGUCCUGAAGGGUACAACAGGUGUUUAUUUUAGGUUAGGCCCUUAUUUGUUCAAGCAAACGAUGCACGUGGUGAUUAUUUGAGGCAUGGCGUCUAUCAGAGCACGGGCUACUACUUUAGGAAGCAUGUAUUUUUGUAUAAGGUCUAAAGUCGUAAGUGGACAAAAGUAGGAAUUUGUUUGAGGUCAAGCGUCUGUUAGAGCAGAGGUUACUUUUUGAGGGCGUGCGGUAUUUUUGUGUAAGAUCAGAAUUUUUGAUUUCUAUGACAUGCGUGACGCAUUAACCCCCAUUCUAACCGUGUGUUUUUUUCCCGCAACAACGUCACCUCAAAGCAUCCAAUCAGAUCACUUGACUGUUAUUCGCCAUGCUACUGCCAGCCACUAGGGGGCAUCUUUGCAUGCUAUUUGGGAACUGCAAAUGCUACGCUACGACGUGUCAACCUGCAUUCCGGCCGUGGUUUUCAUCAUGUUUUUUGGGCACCGGGGGGGGACGAUGUCGCCCCAAAGCAUCCAUUCUCUAUGCAAUUGACAACCACUAAGGGGAUAUUUGUAUGUUAUCUGAGGAUUGCUUCAUUUGCUACAGCUCAAUUUGCUGUUUUCUUGGUUAUUUUGAUGACAAUUGUGACAUAUGCAAUUGUUUGUUCUAUAAACCU
This is a messenger RNA of Phycodurus eques (leafy seadragon), 2306 nucleotides long. RefSeq lists its product as uncharacterized. Lineage: Eukaryota; Metazoa; Chordata; Actinopteri; Syngnathiformes; Syngnathidae. The coding region runs from base 256 to 687 and encodes 143 amino acids. The transcript is spliced from 2 exons. The record is from RefSeq and is a predicted model, not a curated record.